Molecule: messenger RNA, 5335 nt
Organism: Pogona vitticeps (central bearded dragon)
Lineage: Eukaryota; Metazoa; Chordata; Lepidosauria; Squamata; Agamidae
Gene: MBNL2
Product: muscleblind like splicing regulator 2
Biological process (GO): regulation of RNA splicing
Cellular component (GO): cytoplasm; nucleoplasm
Molecular function (GO): RNA binding; metal ion binding
Source: RefSeq, a predicted model, not a curated record
AGGAGGAGCAGGCGAGAGGGGAGAGGCGGCGCUACCGCCCUGGUUGCAGCCCUUCGGGGGCGGGCCUGGUUCAGCCGAGUCCCCAAGCGGCCGUCUCCGCCUCGCCUGGAGAGGCUGACAAGUUCCUGCGUUUCGCGCCCAGCCGCGGGAGCCCGGCCAGAGCUCCGGGCUCUGCACCCAGCAGGUCCAUGCAUCGUUAAGUGCCUUUGUGAAGUCGCUUGCAUGAGAGACAACCUUAAUCUUUUUCAAGAGGAUCUCUGUCAGCUAGAUAUCACUCCUACUUCAUAUCUCGUCUGUAGUGGUUUGCCUGCUGCUUUAUGUGAAACUGACUCCAGCAUUUGCAAAGCCUGUGGACAACACUGAGUUGGGCAUGAAACUUGCUGAAUGUAUAGCACUCUCUAUAUAAGCAAUGUUGACACAGAGAACACAAUGCGCUAAAAUGUUAUCGAGGAAUGUCAGUGCAUGAAAACAAAGUUGCUGAACAAAUAGUCAAGGAAGGUCACACUUGUUACAACUAGAAAUGUUCAGCAUGAACAUUUUGCAUCUCGAAGGUUACAAAUCUACAUCCAUAUCAAUGGAUAAUUAACACGUUUUCUGAUAAAUAGUUGCCUAUCCAGCUUUGUGUGUACUGGGCUCUUUAAAGAACUUACUACAUUGUUCCUUUGAGCUCCUGUGUUGGAAGAGUUUUCUUGAGUUGAGUUGUGGAAUUCAUAACCAAAAGCAAUUUUGUUAAUGGUGACUUUUGUGAUACCUAAAUCAGUUUUACAUCAUGGCUUUGAAUGUUGCUCCAGUAAGAGACACAAAAUGGCUAACAUUGGAAGUAUGCAGGCAAUUUCAGAGAGGGACUUGCUCACGUUCUGAUGAGGAAUGUAAAUUUGCACACCCACCCAAAAGCUGCCAGGUUGAAAAUGGAAGAGUUAUUGCUUGCUUCGAUUCUCUAAAGGGCCGUUGCACAAGGGAAAACUGCAAAUAUCUUCAUCCACCAACACAUUUGAAAACCCAGCUAGAAAUUAAUGGUAGGAACAACCUGAUCCAACAGAAGACUGCAGCAGCAAUGCUUGCCCAGCAGAUGCAGUUUAUGUUCCCAGGAACACCCCUUCAGCCAGUGCCCUCAUUUCCUGUAGGGCCAACAAUAGGAUCCAACACAGCACUGAGCUUUGCACCAUAUUUAACACAUGUCACCCCUGGGGUUGGAUUAGUUCCCACUGAAAUUGUCCCCACGCCACCUGUUCUUGUUCCUGGAAGCCCCCCAGUCACAGUCCCUGGAUCAGCCGCGACACAGAAACUCCUCAGGACAGACAAACUGGAGGUUUGCAGGGAGUUCCAGCGAGGAAACUGUGCACGGGGCGAAACUGACUGCCGCUUUGCACAUCCUGCAGACAGCACAAUGAUUGAUACAAAUGACAACACCAUAACUGUUUGUAUGGAUUACAUAAAGGGGCGCUGCAUGAGGGAGAAAUGCAAAUAUUUUCACCCUCCUGCUCACUUGCAGGCCAAAAUCAAAGCUGCUCAGCACCAAGCCAACCAGGCUGCAGUGGCAGCUCAGGCAGCUGCUGCAGCUGCUACAGUGAUGACUCAGUCGACUGCCAAAGCAAUGAAGCGACCUCUCGAGGCAACUGUAGACCUGGCCUUUCCUCCUGGUGUACUUCAUCCUUUACCAAAGAGACAAGCACUUGAGAAAAGCAAUGGUGCCAGUGCUGUUUUUAAUCCCAGUUUCUUGCACUACCAACAGGCUCUUGCUAGUGCACAGUUGCAGCAACACACAGCUUUUAUUCCAACAGAUAAUCCUGAAAUAAUCAGCAGAAAUGGGAUGGAAUGUCAAGAGGCCUCACUGAGAACAGCAAAGCAUUGUUACUGUACAUACUACCCUGUCUCUUCCUCGAUAGAAUUACCACAAACUGCAUGCUGAGUAAAGAGUUUGUUCGUCUGGACAAAUCACAAGUAACUAAAGAGCUAGUGCUGCUAUAUCACAUAUGAAUAUUAAAUAUGGUAUGCUUAGUAUAUUCCAAACUAAUCUAGUUAACUACCUGAUGCCAGCUGUGAUGGUUCAAGACAUAAAAGGCUAAUAUUUUACUUUAAAAAUUUUUAUACAACAGUGUUUACUUCUUAGAAAUAUUGUCUUACCACCAUAAUUAUAGCUAAUGUAAGUAGUCCUAUUCAUAUAUAUAUAUAUUAUUGUAGGGUUCACAACUUUAUGAAUCUUUCAAUGUUAGCAAUAAGUGAUUUACAUUGGCCACUAAUCCCAGGAUCCAAGGAGUCGUGUGAAUCAUUCCAGAUGGGCAAGAUCACUUCAGAUACUAUUUUCAGUCAAACAAGGGCCCCACACACUUUUGCGUGGGGAAUUGCUUUUGAAGUUGUGGAGUGUUUCAGGAGUAUAGCGGGCAAUACAGCAAAGGAGUUCCUGCUCAGAGGGUGGGAGGUUGAGAAUUAAAAAUCGCCCGCAGGAGCUCUUUGGAUCUUGGCCAAUAUGUAUGAAUUGCAUAUGUAACUUUUAACCCUUUUGUACUCUCUUUUUUAAAAAAGCGCCCACUUCUCUACAGGGCAGUUGUUGCCAAGACAAAGGUGGUGAUGAUGUGGAAGCAGAACCCUGUGUUUCCUCACAUCAUCACUGAAAAGUUCCAAAUAGAGGACCCAAGGUAAAGCACAAAUUGCAGAGAUUCACAUGAAGAGAUUUUGGACUUGUAUGGAGAAGCAGUACCAGAAUCAUGACAUUAUAGAACUAAAUUAAACCUUUGCACGGUAUGGCUUUCAUACCCCUAACAAAGUCUUGACUAUGUUAUUUUACAAAGAGAGAGAAUAUUUUUUAAAAGAAGCCUUUGUAGAAGUGCCUAAAUUUUGCCACAUCAGACUUGAAACUAAGUGACAUGGUGGUCUAUAAUUGAAUCUGUAUGAAGCAAUUAAGCUUUCAGAUUUACAAUCAGGUUACCAAAAAAAGAACUUGUUAUGAAAUAACUUCUUCCCAAUUAAAGAAAUGGGGCUAUAGGUGAAAAGAUUAGCACGAGAUUCUCAUAUAAAUCAAACUGAAUCCAGUCAUUGUUAAAAUCAGUAAGUGACUUUAAUUUAGAUGAUAAGGCAAAAUAUUGAACAGGAUAUAGGGAGAGCUUCAUUUUAAUCCAUUUUUAAUUUUGUUGUAUUUUUAAAAUCAGGUUAAAUAAGUUGUAACCGGAUUACAGCACAGAGAAAGAAACUAGUUCCUUUAAUCUUUUUCUUUAAAAAUAUUUUAUGUCGCAGAAAUAUGAAGAUAUCUUUAAUAUGACUAUAUGCAUAUUAUAUAUACACAUACAUAUAUAUGGACAAAACAGAUUUUAAUGUUUACUUUUUAAAAUACUGUGUUAAUUUUCAAGGUAAUUAUAUGCAUUUGAUUAAUGUAGGAAGUUUGUUUUUUAAAAUUUGUUUUCCUACACUGCUGUACCAAAUACAUCACAUUUCACAUUUUAUAUGUUGCACAUAUAUCACAUAUGUACAUUGUUUUUAAAUUAUUGUUUAUAAAACAAAAAAGCAGAUGUUCUAUGGAAAUAUGUAUAAUAUGAACACUGGGAUUUCCCCCCAUUUAAACACUAUAAAUGACUGCAGUAUUUUAACUUAGCCUUUUCAGAUGGAUUCUAAGCUCUUUUAGCUUUGGCAGCACUGCCUAUUCUAAGAGACCAGAAGCACUAAUUAAUUUUUGUUACUGAAACUAUUAAUCUUGUUUUCCAAAUGUCUUGUAUCUGUUUAUAUUCAAAGUGUAGUUUUGGUCAUCAAAAAGAGGGGAAGGACUCCUAAUCUGAUGGUAAACACAGUGUUUGUAAUCUUGCAUUUGUUUUAUUUUGUGAGGAAUAUGUAUCUUCUAUUUUUACUUGUAAAUUUUCUCAGACAUUAUGACUAGAUUGCUAAUCUGGCUGUUUACUGAUAUCAGUAAUUGUUGGGGUUUUUUAAAUGAUAGUUUAUUGGACAAUACUAAAUGGUAACUUAUAUAUGUUGUUUAAAUACUUAAGGUGUAGAAAGAACAUUUUAGUGAACAUACUAUGUUUCAGCAUUUAUUUUAUUAAAAUAGCACCAAUAUUAUUUUGGUUUUAAUGAUCAAUACCUAUGAGUUUCCCUCCUGAAAAGAAACAGAGGGAAAGAGAGAAACUAUUUUAAAAAGCAGUCUAUUGGCAUGUAAAUUGUGUUUCUACAUGUCAAAAAUAUUUAUGUCGGCCAUUAAAUCAUGUGCUGCAGAAUAUUUCUGUUGGUUUCAGUGGGGCUGUUUCUGAAACACAUGGCUUGUAUAUCACAGCUUAAGAGCAUGAGUCACAGAGUUAGAGGCAGGGAAACUAGUUUCAGAAGAGAUGGAGGGUACACUGUUCUCCAGUGGCCCUGGCUGAGCCAUUAAUAGCCUUUUCAAUAUCACAUCAGUCCACUGACCUCUGCCAAAGAUAGGCAACUUUUAUUUUAUCUUGCUUCUGCUUCCCUAUUUGUGUGAACUCUGAUGUUCUAACCUUCAAGCAGUGUGCUUGAGUGUAAUUGCUUGGUUUCUUGAUUUUGAAUUCUAUGGCCUAACCCACAAACCAGAUUCUAUAAUCUGUUUUUACCAGAAUGUAUCUGUCUGUUGAACCAGCAAUGUGAACUUGCAUGCCAGUUCAAAUUUGCACCUGCAGAGGCACAUAUAUCCUGAUUCAUUUUAGCAGGGUUGUUUAGAUUAAAUGUUAAGCAAAUACAGCCUUGCACCUAUUCAUCUCCAGAUAGCUGUGUCUAGGAAAAUCAAGUUAUUACUACUAGUCCUGACUCCUUUUUGGUUCUGCCCUUACUCAGCUGCACUUUGUUUAAUCUCUGUGCCUCUUGCUUUCAAUCUGUACUAAUAUUAAGAAAUGAACUAGGAUAAAUAUAGGAUACUAAGUACAUGUUUUUUAAUUUAUUAUAGAGUAAUUUUGUAGGAUGCAUUGAAUUUGGGAAGAUCUAAAACUAUUUUUCUGUAUAAAUAUUAUUUGCCAAAACUUCAUUUAUAUUUUGGAAAAGAAUGUCUAAUGAUGGUAAAUGGACCUUACAUUGGUUUUAUUUUGAAAUAUCUCCCUUGAUGCAACCAUGAAAUGGGCCAAUAUAGACAGUGAGUACAGAAGCAGAGACAUGAUUUCAAGUUACUUGAGAUGUGUCUGUAUUUCCUGUAAGAGAACUUCACCAAAAUACCUUAAUUUGCCCACAAAAUAUGAUCGGUGGCAACAUUUACACUGCAUAUGUUUGCUAACAAUUACAAAAAAUCCUUCUAUUACUCCAUGUACUGUAACUAUAUAGCAGCCUGUUUAAAUACCCAUUUAUGAGUUUGUUGAGAUAUUAUUUAAUUGCCCUAUGUGCAACCAUGGAAAUAAAAAGAAGCAUUUUA